AGUUUUGGUCACACUGGGAAUAAAAAGUGACUAGGCAUCAUUUUGGCAACAAAAAAUCGAACAGCAAUAAAAACAUUGUUUAACGCCAUUUAAAUAGUAAACCCACAUAAUGUCUGCGCCGGAUAAGGAAAAGGAGAAAGAGAAGGAGGAGACCAACAACAAGAGCGAGGAUUUGGGCCUGCUGGAGGAGGACGAUGAGUUUGAAGAAUUUCCCGCCGAAGAUUUCCGCGUUGGCGACGACGAGGAGGAACUGAAUGUUUGGGAGGACAACUGGGACGACGACAAUGUGGAGGACGACUUCAGCCAGCAGUUAAAGGCUCAUCUGGAGAGCAAGAAAAUGGAGACGUAAACCGGCGGCCCCUUGAUUUGUUCAAUCCUAACCAUAAAAAACGAGCUGAGCUGUUUUGCAGUUUAUAGAAUAAAAUCAGUAUAUUAAGUGGAAA
This is a messenger RNA of Drosophila ficusphila, 443 nucleotides long. RefSeq names its product probable 26S proteasome complex subunit sem1 (gene Sem1). Bases 110 to 349 code for a protein of 79 amino acids. Gene Ontology annotation, cellular component: proteasome complex; proteasome regulatory particle, lid subcomplex. The record is from RefSeq and is a predicted model, not a curated record. The transcript is spliced from 2 exons. Gene Ontology annotation, biological process: double-strand break repair via homologous recombination; mRNA export from nucleus; proteasome assembly. Lineage: Eukaryota; Metazoa; Arthropoda; Insecta; Diptera; Drosophilidae.